Fomitiporia mediterranea MF3/22 is the source of this 1107-nucleotide messenger RNA. It is a transcript of the gene FmMnP10l, whose product is annotated as manganese peroxidase 2. Lineage: Eukaryota; Fungi; Basidiomycota; Agaricomycetes; Hymenochaetales; Hymenochaetaceae. Gene Ontology annotation, molecular function: heme binding; peroxidase activity. The transcript has 4 exons. The record is from RefSeq and is a predicted model, not a curated record. The coding region runs from base 1 to 1107 and encodes 368 amino acids. Gene Ontology annotation, biological process: response to reactive oxygen species; cellular response to oxidative stress; hydrogen peroxide catabolic process.
AUGUUCAAGCUCGCUGUUGCUACCGUUGCUCUCGCUACUACUGCUGCUGCAGCCAACUAUAAGCGCGUUACGUGUCCCGACGGUAUUAACACUGCGACCAACGAGGCUUGUUGUGCGUUCUUUGCCCUCAGGGAUGAUUUGCAGAACAACCUCUUCGAGGGUCAAUGUGGGGAGGAUGUACACGAAAGUCUUCGACUGACCUUCCAUGAUGCCAUUGGUUGGUCUGGUUCGAAAACAUUCAAGGGAGAUGGAGCAGACGGUUCAAUCAUCUUGUUCAGAGACACUGAACUAGCCGACCCCGCCAACGCUGGAGUUGAUGACCCUGUCGAUGCCCUUUCACCAUUCUUGACGCGUCAUGAUGUGUCUGCUGGUGACCUUAUCCAGUUUGCUGGUGCUCUCGGUAUCACGAACUGUGCUGGUGCACCUCGCUUGGAGUUCCUUGCGGGCCGACCGAAUGCAACCUUCCCGGCUCAACAAGGAACGGUUCCUCUGCCACAGAGUCCGCCUGAUGUUAUCCUUGAACGUAUGGAGGACGCUGGAUUCAGCGAUGCAGAGACAAUUCAUUUGCUCGUGAGCCACACAAUUGCACGCUCCGACACGUUGGUUCCUGGUCAUGAGGCUGUUCCAUUCGACUCGACACCAUUCACGUUCGACCCUCAAAUUUUCCUUGAAGUCCUGCUCAAGGGUACCGGUCUCCCCUUCGAUGUCAACAACACCGACGGUGCAGAAGUCGACUCACCGCUCCCUUCAUCUGGCGAGAUGCGUCUCCAGUCUGACUUCGCUCUUGCUCGCUCCGACCGCACUGCUUGUGAAUGGCAGUCCAUGGUUGCGGACCAGCAAUUGAUGAUGAGCAACUUCCAGGCUGCUAUGUCGAGGCUCGCCAUUGUUGGGCACAAUCGGAACCAACUCGUCGACUGCUCCGAGCUCAUCCCAACACCGAUUGCUCCAGUUAGCUCUGCUGCUACGUUCCCUGCUGGCACUAGCCCAGACGACGUUGAGCAAGUCUGCCAAGAGCCAUUCCCGUCCCUCGCUAUUACUGGAGGCCAGGCAACUCAGAUCCCGGAGUGCCCUGACGGUGACCUCAACCUUGCCGACUGCCCGUCUUAA